UUGAAGGUUGGCUGAGACUCACUGACUCACUGAGAUGCUGAAGAUGAUGAUGCGGAAUAUAGCUGCUUCUUCUUCUUCUUAUUGCACCAGCAGGAGAUGGAGAGGUAUGCCUUGUCUUCACUCUAACUCCACUCUUGUUGUUUUCGCCAACGAUUACUUUGCUUUCCUUCACUCUCAACCUCAUAAACCAAUCAAAUCUACAAGAACCAAACUAGAGCAGCCAGUGAGAAACUCACCCAAAAUCACAACUGUUGAGGAUGCUUUCAAUGUGUUUGAUAGAAUGCUUCAAAUGCGUCCUCCGCCUUCAGUUGUUCGUUUCAAUCAAAUAUUGGGUCAAGUUGCGAAAUUAAAACAUUAUUCGGCCGUCAUCUCCUUGUAUUACCAAAUGGAUGUGUCGGGAAUUGGACCUGAUGUUUAUACUCUAAACAUUCUCAUAAAUUGUUGUUGUCAUCUAAACAGGUUUAGUUUAUCUGUAUUGGGAAAAUUCUUCAAACUUGGUCUUGAACCUGAUGUCUUUACCUUCACCACUCUAAUAAAUGGCUUUCUUCUCGAGAAUAAAGUGGCGGAGGCGGCAGGAAUUUUCAACAAAAUGAUUGCGGGAGGUAAUUGUCAGCCUGAUGUGGUUACUUAUGGCACACUAGUAAAGGGCUUUUGCAUGAAAGGUAACAACAGUGCUGCUAUUCAGUUGCUUAGGAAGAUGGAGGAAGGAGCUUGCAAGCCUGACCUAGUUGUCUAUAGCACAAUCAUCGACAGUCUUUGUAAGGAUACACUAGUUGACGAUGCGUUAAACCUCUUCUCAGAAAUGAUGAACAAGGGUAUUGCCCCAGAUGUCAUUACCUAUAACUCUUUGAUGAAUGGAGUUUGCAAAUUAGGCGAGUGGAAAGAAGCUACAAGGUUGUUGAAUGAAAUGGCGAGUAGAAAUAUAUUUCCAGAUGUGUUCACGUUCAGCAUCUUGGUAGACACAAUUUGUAAGGAGGGAAUGGUCGUGGAAGCAGAAGGCGUGGUUGAGAUGAUGAUUCAAAGAGAUAUUGAUCCUGAUUCGGUUACAUACAAUUCACUAAUGGAUGGUUACUGUUUGCGAGGAAGAAUGGACAAAGCGAAAAAGGUUUUUGAACUAAUGCUUAGCAAGGGCUCGAUGGUUAAUGUUGUUAGUUACAGCACAUUGAUAAAUGGAUAUUGUAAGCAUAAAAAGAUUGAUGAGGCCAUGAUGCUUUUUCUGGAUAUGUCUCAUAAGGGGCUAGUUGCAGAUACCGUUACUUAUACCACUCUUAUGGACGGUUUUUGCAAAGUGGGUAGAAUAGAUGAUGCACAAAAGUUGUUCUCUAAGAUGCAAGCUUGUGGCCAGCUUCCAGAUGCUCAAACUUAUUCUAUUUUACUUGAUGGCCUGUGUAAAAACCGACAACUUUCUAGGGCAAUGCAAUUGUUUGGAGAGAUGGAAGCUAAGAAGUUGGAUAUUAAUAUUGUGAUUUACAAUAUUCUUACUGAAGGUUUGUGCAUAGCUGGAAAAAUUGAAUCUGCAAGGGAUAUCUUUUGUGGUUUAUUAUCAAAAGGACUUGAACCUAAUGUGAGGACAUACAAUAUAAUGAUUAGUGGACUCUGUUUCGCAGGCCUAACAAGUGAAGCAGAAAAUUUGCUUAUCCAAAUGGAAGAGAAAGGCUGUUCUCCUGAUGGUUGGACCUAUAACACAAUUAUCCGAGGGUUCAUCCAUAAUAAACAGACAUCAAGGGCAAUGGUACUUAUUCAAACAAUGGUAGAGAAGGGUUUUUCUGCAGAUGCAUCAACAAUGGAGUUGAUAGUUAAUUUACUGUCGAAAGAUGAAGUAGAUCCUGCUUUGUUGGCGUUGAUAAAAAAAUCACUGUGAAAUUAAUGUGCAUUUGUGGACAAUGAAAUUUGGAACUGCUGCACCUACAACGGCCAUAAAGAUGGCAAUUUUGCUUGGGAUUGGAAGUCAUCAUUUCCUUUCUCAUUCGUGACAACGGACUACUGAAGUGACUGAAUAUGCUCAUCUCCAAUACAAAAGACCUUUAGUCCCUCUCAGCGCAUGAAAAUCCGAUACUUUCUAAAUGCUACACUUGAGUUUAGCUGCACUGCACGCUUGGUUUUCUCGUUUAGUUGGCCAACCCCUGGUCCUUAUGAAACAUGAGGCCAUUGUCCAACACAUGCUCAUGCUUUCUAGAUAUUAACAGAUAUCAGGUUGAUGUGGUAUUUUCUCAGUGUGUUUCAUGUCUCUUCAUAUCCGGCUGCACAUAAAAAUGUAUACAUAGCAAACGUUUGUUGUUAGGCUUUGACAAGUAUAACCUUGGAAUUGUUCUUGUUUAUGUUCUGUGUGUCUGGCCAAAAUAGACUACUUUGGCGAGCAUUUAUGAUACAUGACAAUUGAAUCUUUGGAUAUAA
Prunus mume (Japanese apricot) is the source of this 2394-nucleotide messenger RNA. The record is from RefSeq and is a predicted model, not a curated record. NCBI's taxonomy places the organism in Eukaryota, Viridiplantae, Streptophyta, Magnoliopsida, Rosales, Rosaceae.